Microdochium trichocladiopsis is the source of this 490-nucleotide messenger RNA. RefSeq lists its product as uncharacterized. The transcript has a single exon. The coding region runs from base 138 to 437 and encodes 99 amino acids. NCBI's taxonomy places the organism in Eukaryota, Fungi, Ascomycota, Sordariomycetes, Xylariales, Microdochiaceae. The record is from RefSeq and is a predicted model, not a curated record.
UCGAUGGCAUGAUGCUUGUUCAAGACUUGUCGGAUUGACGAUAUCUCACAGCUAGCCUUGUUGGCUAUCCGAAUGUGUCCUUGGACCAGAAAACUGCGAUUAUCGUCCACGGUAUUCGAGUGCUGCACGUGAUUGUGAUGGUUGCAGCACUGGGAGUACAUAUUGGCGUGAUUGCACGUAGUUGUGCGCAAGGCGAGUCUCCGACUGGGAAAUCAUUUGUAUUUGGAGGGGGGACUUGUAUUCAUGCAGGGUCUCGAGUGCUAAGCGCACUACUAUUGCAUGGAGGUGACGGAACCAUGUUUGGUGGCGACUGUGCCUGUCUUGCCCAUCAUCUGCAAUCUUCGUGGAGCGUCAUGGGGUUUGCCCGAGUCAAGGACAAGCAGGACCAAUCGGCCGUAGAUCGUUCUGUAUGUAGUACAUGCUCCGUACUGUGUUAAGUGUGCGUUGGCGGGGACGGUGGAGGAGCUUCUGGUGGUUGUGCUUGGCACGC